GCUGAUCAAUAUGAUGAUCUUAAACAAGAAUUUGAAUCAUUACAGAAAAAAUUCAAUGAUAUUCGACAAAAAUAUGAAUUCUCACAGAAUGAAAAUCAAAGUAUUCAACAACAAAUGGAUGAUAUGGAUACUGUUAUCACCCAAAAAGAUGAACAAAUUGAAAAAUUACAAAAAAAUAAAAACAAUAUUGAAAUGUUGAUGGAAAAAAAUUCUCUACUAUCCGAUGAAUUAAUAAAAUUGGAAAAAAUUAUUAAUAAUCAACGUGAAAAAAUGGAUGAUUAUGAAGAAUUGAUUCGAACACUUGAAACACAAAUCGUACAGAUGAAAGAAAGCCAUUCGAUUAAUCUACGAAGAAAUAUUUCAUUCAAUUAUUCAUUCGAUAAUUCAAUAUCAGAUUUGAAUAAUUUACCAAUGAUGAUGGCUGGUGAAAUUGUUGGUGAAAAUGUUGCCGAUAUCAAAAUUAAUGCAUUGGAAAAAGAUAUUCGUGAGCUGGUUGUACAAAAAGAAGAAUUAGAACAGAAAUUAUCGAAUGAACAAAAUGAAAAAGAAUCGAUAAUAAAAUCAACUGAAAAAUUGAAUGAAAGAAUAAAAUUAUUACAAAAUGAAUUUGAUCGAUUAAAAAUGUUAAACGAAACCAAUACAAAUGAAUUAAUUCGACAAAAUCAAUUGAUAAAACAAUUAAAACAAUCACUGGAAUUGGAAUUGAAAAAUGUUAAAGAAUCUUUUCAAAAAUUAAAAGAAAAUCAAGAAAAUUUUACUGAAAAAUUUCAAGAGGAAAUUCAUUCGAAUUGUCAACAAAUUAUUGAAGUUUUUAAUAAACAACUUGAAACAAUAUCAUUACUAUCACAUUUUAAACAUACAUUAGAAAUACAAUUGGAAGAUAUUUGUACGGAUAAUGGCCAAAUUGAAAAAGAAUUACAAAAAUCUCGAUUAAUAAUUGAAAAACAUGAACAAAAAAUCACCGAUCAAAAUGAAGAAUUGAAGAAAUUUCAACAAAAAUUUGAUGAAAAACAAAAAGAAUUUGAAAAUUUACAUUCAAUUAUCGAUGAUUAUCGUGAAAAACUGAAAAAUUUUGAAAAAAAUAAUGAUAAUGAAAUGUUUCGUUUGAAAUAUGAACAACUACAAAAUGAAUUUGAAACUAUGAAAAUGAAUACGAAAAAACUUGAAAUGAAAAUAAAAAAUCUACAAAAAGCAUAUAUUGUUGAAAAUCAAUCAUUUGUUGCUGAAAGAAAAACAAAAGAAAGAUUAUUAAAAGAAAAUAUGGAAUUGGAAAAAGAAAUUGAAAAUCUUAGAAAAUUGAUGGCUCAAUUUACCGAAUCGAAUGUUAAUGAUGAUGUAAAACGUUCGAAAUCAAAUCCAAGAAUAAUGAAUAAACUACCCGAUGUACAGGGUAUUAAAUUCGAGAUGGCCGAUGAAGAAGGUGAAUUUAUGGAUCCAAAUAGAAUAACACAAUCAUCAUCGAUUAAUCCACAACCACCACCACCAACACCAUUUCCACAAGAACGAAUAAAAAUAUUAAGACAACGAAAUCAAUUACUAAGGCCACAUCUUCGUACAUCAUAUCCGGUUGAAUUUCAAAAUGUUCGUAAUACGGAUGAAAAAAUAUUAAAAGAUACGGGAAUUACACCAUCAAAAAAUUUACAAAAAUCUAAAUCACGUGAACGAAUCGAAUCAUCAUCCGCAUCAUCAUCAUCAUCAUUGGACCAUAAUAUUCCAGCCAAAAGAUCUAAAUUAUAAUCAAACAAAUAAUGUAAAAUAUUUUAAUUUUUUUAAUUUUUUUCUUUUAAA
Messenger RNA from Dermatophagoides pteronyssinus (European house dust mite), 1788 nucleotides. RefSeq lists its product as uncharacterized. Lineage: Eukaryota; Metazoa; Arthropoda; Arachnida; Sarcoptiformes; Pyroglyphidae. The record is from RefSeq and is a predicted model, not a curated record.